AUGUAUUUCCUCAAGCACAUCGCAACUGUCCUCCCAGUCCUCCUCCUGAGUACUGCUGGUGUUCAGGCUAAGUGCACUGAGGAGAGUAUCGGAACUCCAGGCUUCAACGGUGGUAAUUGCAACCCUGGAAAAACUUUAUGUGGCGCUGGGCAAACUGGUGGUUACAGCAUCAGAUGUUGCGAUAAUCCUGGCUGCAACUAA
Messenger RNA from Colletotrichum truncatum, 201 nucleotides. RefSeq lists its product as uncharacterized. The record is from RefSeq and is a predicted model, not a curated record. Lineage: Eukaryota; Fungi; Ascomycota; Sordariomycetes; Glomerellales; Glomerellaceae.